GCCAGAUUGAAAAGCGUCUGAGGCAGUGCGGAGCCGGGCGGCAGGGACAGCAGCAGUGAGGGUCCCCUUCCCUGGACCAUGUUCCGUGAGAUAGAGGAAGAUCCGUUCUUCGCGGAACCAUUCCGUUUUCACCAUGAGCACUUACGUGAGAUGAUGGGCAAUGUUCCAAAUGUUUUAGGACAAGACUUCAUAUCAAAUUCCCAACCGGGAUCCUCAAACCAACCAGUGACAAGGAAUGAGGCUUCUUCCUGGACAGAUCCUUUCAACAGGAUGAGCACCAUGAUGGAACAAAUCAGAAAAGAAAUGUUUGACAUGCAAAACAAAAGUGGAAUCCAACCUUCAGACCGCAUUGGACACUCUUUGAACAGCUCCAGUGUAAUGACUUAUACAAAAGUGGGCAAUGAACCUCCCAAAAUAUUCCAGGCUACCAAUCAUGUGCACAACGUUCCUGGUGGAAUCAAAGAGACAAGGCGGGCAGUAAAAGACUCUGAAAGUGGAAUUGAAAAAAUGUCAAUUGGUCAUCACAUUCAAGACCGUGCUCAUGUAAUUCAGAAAUCCAGAAACCAGAGGACAGGCCACGAAGAAAUUGAUCAGCAAUUUAUCAACCUAAAUGAAAAUGAUGCAGCAAAUUUUGACCAAGAAUGGCAGAAUAAGGUGUCAAGGUAUAUGCCUUCUGGAACUUGUCCCUCUGGUAUUCAGGAUGCACGAAAAGCCAUGGAGGGACAAAGUACAUGUGCCAGAGGACCAACUGCUCCACUUCCUGUUACUCCCUCUGGUGGUUGUGGCUGUCCUGCUCAACGAAACGGACAGCAUAUGAUGAAACAUGGAAGAAAAUGAACAUCUCAC
This is a messenger RNA of Hemiscyllium ocellatum (epaulette shark), 846 nucleotides long. RefSeq names its product myeloid leukemia factor 1 (gene mlf1). The coding region runs from base 79 to 837 and encodes 252 amino acids. Gene Ontology annotation, cellular component: cytoplasm; nucleus. Lineage: Eukaryota; Metazoa; Chordata; Chondrichthyes; Orectolobiformes; Hemiscylliidae. Gene Ontology annotation, biological process: regulation of DNA-templated transcription. The transcript has 7 exons. The record is from RefSeq and is a predicted model, not a curated record.